Messenger RNA from Drosophila eugracilis, 1785 nucleotides. RefSeq names its product putative fatty acyl-CoA reductase CG5065. Gene Ontology annotation, molecular function: alcohol-forming very long-chain fatty acyl-CoA reductase (NADP+) activity. Gene Ontology annotation, cellular component: peroxisome. The coding region runs from base 224 to 1708 and encodes 494 amino acids. The record is from RefSeq and is a predicted model, not a curated record. NCBI's taxonomy places the organism in Eukaryota, Metazoa, Arthropoda, Insecta, Diptera, Drosophilidae. Gene Ontology annotation, biological process: long-chain fatty-acyl-CoA metabolic process. The transcript has 8 exons.
AAUACUUAGCUACAGGGUAUCGUGCCACGCGCUUACAAAGUAAGCCUAGCUGAAUAUUCAGCAAUGUGAUCCCUUUUAGCCAAAGGUCAACGGCGUGAUUGGCCAAAUUUGAAUAUCCCGCCAUGAGUACGCCGUACUUCGCACAGAACCUCUUGGAACAGCGAUACCUCCGGAGUGGCAUAUACGAUCGUGGGUGCCAGAAAAAAAAAAAAACUAAAUCACCAUGACCAUACCGGAAGCUUUUAAGGAUCAGGAAAUAUUUGUUACAGGCGCUUCAGGCUUCGUGGGCAAGGCCCUGAUCGAGAAGCUAUUGCGCUCCUGCCCAAAUCUAGGUCGGAUUUACGUGCUGAUGCGGCCCAAGAAGGGCCACACCAUUGAGGAGCGUCUGCAACAGCAGUGGGAGACGAGGCUAUAUGAACGCCUGCGAAGAGAACAGCCCAAUGCCCGAUCCAAGUUGGUAGCCAUAGCUGGGGAUGUGGAGCAGCUGGGUUUGGGUAUUAGUAAAGACGAUCUUCUACGGCUACGUAAUGUCAACAUUGUCUAUCACUCGGCAGCCAGUGUGCGUUUUGAUGAUGCCCUGAGAACGGCCAUACUCUUGAAUACACGCGGAACCCACGAACUGGUCAAGCUGGCCUUGGAAUGGCGCCAGCUCAAGGCCUUUGUUCAUGUAUCCACCACGUACUCGAAUCCAGGAGUUCUGGAAGUAGAGGAGCGAGUCUAUCCUCCGCUAGCAGAUUGGCGAACCACCAUAAAAUUGGCCGAGACCUAUGACGAGGAGAUCUUAAACAUCUUCAAUCUCAAAUACGGUAACUUCCAGCCGAAUACGUAUACAUUUACCAAAAGCUUAGCCGAGCAGGUGGUUAAUGAUUAUAGGGAUAAGCUACCCAUACUUAUCUUCAGGCCAUCUAUUGUGGUCUCUACUAUUGAGGAACCUAUGCCCGGCUGGGCGGAUAACUUUAAUGGCCCCACUGGUCUUUUGGUGGCCUGCGGCGUGGGAAUUCUUCGCUCCCAAAAUUGUGAUCCGAAUAUUGUUGCCGAUUUUGUUCCUGCUGAUAUUGUGGCUCGUACCCUAAUCACCUCGGUCUACAAGUUCAUGGGGGAAUCCCAAACGAGGGCUAAGGAUAGUGAAUUGUAUGUGGUUAACUGUGCCACGGCAAAUAUAUCACCGAUUACCAUGGGCGAGGUGAUCGAAAUUGGAAAGACAUUUAUAAGAAAGAAUCCUUUUGAGAAGACACUUUGGCUACCCGGCGGAGGAAUGACCACCUGUCCGGUUCUUCACUUCGUACGGUUCUGCACUAUGCAUCUUUUGAUGGCAGUCGUAGUGGACAUUUUGCUCCGUCUCUACAAUGAAAAGCCUUUCCUUAUGAAGCUGCAACGCCGGAUUUUCGCCGCCUUCAGUGCCUUGCAAGUGUUUGCCAUGACUGAGUGGCAUUUUCAGAAUAACAAUUUCCGGGCAUUGCACGAUAUAGUUCCGGCCGAUGAAGUUUCGACCUUUGGCUUUAUGCAGCAUGCAAAUAUCAACUAUACGGAGUUUUUCCAGCAUGGAAUUCGCGGAGCCAAGGAGUUCCUUUUAAAGGAAAGUCCGGAGAGUAGCAGGGCUGCCCGUUUCCGGGUUAAAAUUUUCUAUGUUCUGGACUUUUUGUGCCGGGGCAUCGUCUACAGCUUCCUGCUGCGUCUGAUAUUCAGGUUUUUAGUUAGUCUUUGGUAGCAAAGUACCAUUGUAUAGUUCCAUUGUAAUUGCAAGAUUUUGCUCGAGUUGAAGAAAAUAUAUAUAUCGCAUUGGCA